This is a messenger RNA of Histoplasma mississippiense, 963 nucleotides long. RefSeq lists its product with no specific name. The coding region runs from base 1 to 963 and encodes 320 amino acids. The record is from RefSeq and is a predicted model, not a curated record. Lineage: Eukaryota; Fungi; Ascomycota; Eurotiomycetes; Onygenales; Ajellomycetaceae. The transcript has 2 exons.
AUGAGUAUUGUGGCGGACAAUCAUUCAAAUAUCAUCCAAUCCAUUCAAAUACGCACCUUUAUCAUCAAAUACGCACCUUUAUCAUCAAAUCUGUCAAUAUGCCCUGCAACACCCACCGUGCCCUGCAACACCCACCGUUCUACUGCCUCGCAAGCUCGUAAAAGGACUCCAACUACCCUGCGCCUUCGUCUGUCCAAACCGCCUGUUCCGGAUGUUCCGGAUAAUGACGAGAAUCCAACUGAUGAUGAGAAGGAGGAUAAGGAGGAGGAGGAGGAGGAGGAGACACAGUCAGAAGAUCCUCGAUUUCUGCGAACACCUACCCCUGAGCCUGAGAUCUCAUUCAGGCUGUAUGAACGGGUGAUUAUCAAUGGGAUAAAGGAGCCUAUAAAGAUCAAGUUACGGAAUGUCACAACAAAUGAUAUGAUUGUCAGCUUCUAUCGUAUCCAAUAUACUGCAAAAAGAAUAGCUGAAGAGUAUGUUAUGAAGCAGAACUGCAAGGAGAUAGAAGUUGCAAAUUGUAUAGCAGUCAUCUCAUCAAACAAAUGUGGAUCUUCAAUCAAAAUCACCCUCGAGAGGGAGACAGAUUGGAGAGAGAUUAUCACUCUUUUGAAGGAGUUAUAUAAGGAGAAGAUGAGCGGAUUUAGCAUUGAGAUUACCACCUCUUUUAAUCUUCUUGAUAUCUCAACUUUAUCCUCAAACACCUCUGUAAUACGCGGUCCUGCAGCUUUCAUUGGAGUGUCGGAUUCCCAAUUAACAACCCAGGCAUUGGCAUCAAAAAGAGCAUUAGAUGUCAAAGAAGAAGUAAUCUCCCCAUCUGUCAAAUCCCCUCUCUAUCAUCCUGCCAAAUCCCCUCUCUAUCGUCCUGCCAAAUCCCCUCGAAUUCAUGAAAUAUCCGAUGACGAAAAGCUGCCGCCUACGCGUACAAGAUCCACGGCCACUAGCCAGCAGCUGAAGAAGGCUUGA